Colletotrichum chrysophilum is the source of this 2286-nucleotide messenger RNA. RefSeq lists its product as uncharacterized. Gene Ontology annotation, biological process: amino acid transmembrane transport. Gene Ontology annotation, molecular function: amino acid transmembrane transporter activity. The transcript is spliced from 2 exons. Lineage: Eukaryota; Fungi; Ascomycota; Sordariomycetes; Glomerellales; Glomerellaceae. Bases 1 to 2286 code for a protein of 761 amino acids. The record is from RefSeq and is a predicted model, not a curated record.
AUGGCGUCUCCUUCGAGAGACCCUUUCUCCAUCCCAAGGGCCGACUCACCGUCCCGCCAGUACGGCGCUUCUCUUCCUCGAGCAGAUGCCACCGCUCGUCUGGCGUCGCCCGUGCCUUCGGCUCAGUAUGGCACUCCCCAAACAAAUCGCAUCCCCGGCCAGGCCAACAGAGGAGGCGAGAACGGUGACACGGGUAGCCUCACCCCGUUGGCUGGAGCUGCCGGUUCGAGCGUCCAAGGUCCUGGCGUCUCAGCUCUCGCUGCAGCGCUUUCCAACUCUCUAGGAACCUCUCCUCCAAGACACGGCACACCACCAGUACGCUCUGGUACUCCUCCUCCCAGACCUCUCUCUCCUGCCGCUGCUGGUGCCCAGCUAUCAAGCACUCCCAUGACGAACUACGGCUCGUUCGACUCCCGCUCGCGAGGUGCCGCUACUGGCGCCUACGAAGACCCCGAGGUCGUCAAGAGGCACCUGGUUCAACCCUCGGACGCCCCGUCAGAGGAGUCGAGCAUGCGAGAUGGCGUCAAAGGCAAGCAGACAGCGGAUGACAACGAGACUGGACUGAACGAGGACGAAUUCUCGAGUUUGCAGCUGCAAGGCGGAGAUGUAACGCGAGGCAUUUACAAGUGGACCGAAGAUGCGGAAGCUCGAGGCAAGGUGCAGCGCAGCAAGAGCUUUAGCGUCUCCAGGCCAGACCCCGAGACGGACAUUCUUGACAUUAAUGCUAUUAAGGUUCCGGGUGGUUUCCGCCGCAACUAUCUGCGCCGGGCGGCCAGAAGUCCCUCCACGAUUCGAGACGGCGGCGAGCGCGGCGAGCCCAGCAAUGGCGGUGCUCAGCCUCGUUUACUCACUUCAAGCUUCCUCGAGUUCCUUACUAUCUACGGUCACUUUGCUGGCGAGGAGCUUGAGGAAGAUGACGAGGCUCUGAAGCCAGGCGAAUACUUUUCCUCCGGUGGAGAGGACGAUCUCUACGACAGCGACGAAGGCAGCGAUGACGAUCGGGAACCGAUGGAAGACAGUGCGCUUCUGACGCCGUCGCGCCAUAAGAGGAGAAGAAGGCAGCGUGGAGGCAGUGGCAAGAAUAGCCCGAUGAGCGCCGCGCUGCUCUUGCUGAAGUCCUUCGUGGGAACUGGUGUGCUCUUCUUGCCAAGAGCCUACCUGAACGGUGGCAUGCACUUCAGCAACCUCGUGUUGCUAGGUGUCGCUGCGCUGAGCUACUACUGUUUCGUUCUGCUGGUUACUACCCGUCUCAAGGUAGAAGGUUCUUUCGGUGACUUGGGAGGCAUUCUGUACGGCAAGUGGAUGAGGGGUAUCAUCCUCUUUUCCAUUGUCAUCAGUCAGAUUGGAUUUGUGGCCGCAUACAUGGUUUUCACCUCAGAAAAUCUACAAGCCUUCCUCUUGGCAGUCUCUGACUGUAAGACCAACGUCGGCGUCAAGUGGUUGAUCCUGCUGCAGGUGCUCGUGUUCCUGCCCUUCUCGCUGCUUCGAGACAUCGAAAAGCUGAGUUUCACUGCCUUGAUUGCGGACGCAUUCAUCCUACUUGGCCUGGCCUAUCUUCUGUACUACGACAUCUUCACCCUGAGCACGAAGGGACUGGCGGACAUCAUCAUGUUCAACCGCAACGACUGGACUUUGUUCAUCGGCACCGCCAUUUUCACAUUCGAAGGAAUCGGCCUUAUCAUCCCCAUUCAGGAGUCGAUGAAGAACCCCAGCAAGUUCCCUCGCGUCAUGUUCGCGGUCAUGAUCAUCAUUUCUGUUCUCUUCAUCGGUAUGGGUGCGAUUUCCUACGCCGCGUACGGAUCCAAGACGGAGACGGUCGUUCUCCUGAACUUGCCCCAGGACAGCAAGCUCGUCAACAGUGUUCAAUUCCUGUACUCUGUUGCCAUCAUGCUGUCCAUCCCCUUGCAGCUGUUCCCUGCCAUCAAGAUCACCGAGAACGCUCUUUUCACCAAGAGCGGCAAGUAUAACCCGUACAUCAAGUGGCAGAAGAACCUGUACCGUUUCUUCUUUGUCUUCCUGUGCGCUUUCAUUGCGUGGGGUGGUGCGGAUGACUUGGACAAGUUUGUUGCUCUUGUUGGCAACUUUGCUUGUAUCCCGCUUGUUUACAUCUACCCACCUUUGCUGCACUACAAGGCAGUUGCUAGAAAUAGAUGGUGGAAGAUUUCCGACAUCUGUCUCUGCAUCUUCGGUGUCGUGGCCAUGGCUUAUACUACCGCUAUCACCGUUUACAGCUGGGCCAACGGCGAUUCCGACCCUGGCAAUCCCGGAUACUGCGAUAGAAGGUAG